This is a messenger RNA of Galdieria sulphuraria, 1345 nucleotides long. Its product is annotated as glutamine amidotransferase, class I isoform 2. Gene Ontology annotation, cellular component: cytosol. The transcript has a single exon. NCBI's taxonomy places the organism in Eukaryota, Rhodophyta, Bangiophyceae, Galdieriales, Galdieriaceae. The coding region runs from base 21 to 797 and encodes 258 amino acids. The record is from RefSeq and is a predicted model, not a curated record.
AUUUUCAGUUGUUGAAUAGAAUGGCUGGAUUUCGUGUGGCAGUUAUUGAUUGUCAGCCUUUACCAGAAGUAGUUCAACAAGUCACGGGAGAAACGAACUUUACUGGGUGUUUCCAGGCACUAUUUGAUAAACUAGUGGAAGAGAGAGGUGGACCGCGACUCCAAAUGGUCUCCUUCAACGCUCAACAAGGUUGCCUUCCUGGACUCAACGAAGGUUUCCACGCUUUUUUAGUGACUGGGUCCUUUUCCGCAGCCUAUCAAGUGGUUCCUUGGAUUGAAAAACUCCGUCAGUUUCUGCUAAAUACAUAUCAGACAAGCCCAAUUACCUUGGUUGGAAUUUGUUUUGGACAUCAGAUGUUGGCACAUGCGUUGGGAGGGCUUUCCAAACCUAGUAAAAAUGGUCCAGAAGUUGGUUUGAGUACAUUCACCUUGAGUUCGGAAGCAAGAAAUCUGCCUGUGUUUGCUCAGCAGUGGAGGCAGCUGCAAAAAGUGAACCUUAUUGCCAUCCAUUCAGACGAAGUUGUUGAGUUGCCCAGAGGAGCUAUUUCACUUGGAAGUAAUGAUCACUGCCUAUAUCAAGGCAUGAUAUUGCCGUGUCGAGUACUAAGUUUUCAAGGUCAUCCUGAGUUCAGUGCAAAACCAGAAGUUUAUGAAGCCAUCUUAACUCAUGUCGCCAAAUUUCCAGAAGAGAUCAAAUCUCAAGGCCUUGAAGCCUUAACUUCUUCUUUUACGGACCAUAUUUGGGUUGCUUCGUGUAUUCGAGAUUUUAUCCUUCAGAAAACGUUAAUUCCAGAGUGACUUGCCACAUAGCUACAGAAGAGCAAGGAAGACGACGCUAACUACCAAACAUACUGUAACCGCUGUUGAAAUCCAAGGUCCGAUUAUUUCCACUGAGAAUUGACGGUUUUCAAUAAGCUUCAUAAGUUUGUAGUAACGAACAGCAGCAUAGGUGGAGCAGAAAGCCCCGAGUGCAAUUAAAACGAACGAAAUAACUCUUCCAACCAAAUUCUUUUUCAAAAAGUCCACAACUACUAGUCCGAACCCCAUAAUGGUCAAGGAAGUCCGUACCCAUGCCAACCAAGUUCUAAAAAAGCCUAAGUGUUGUACUUGUACUGAAAAUAUUCCAACCAACCUUUCGUUGGCAAGGUGGUCCCUUGCUAAGGAUCCUUUGAUGGGUUCAUAGUGAUAAUGAAGCAGAUUUUCAAGUUCACUUAGGUGUAUAUAAGGAAAGGUAUGAUAGUUUCUGGAAGAAAUAUCAGUUUCUUGGUUUGUUGUUUGCUGUAGAGAAGAAAAAGUUGUUGGGUGGUUCAUUCCAGUCAUCACUCCGCAAAAGUCCCAAAGUGAAU